UGCUAGUUAAGUUUCACACGGUAAAACAACUGUAAUAUAUAAUUGUUCUAUACAUUAAUUAAUAAGGAAAUUGUAUUUAUUCGAGUGUACCUAAAAUACAAGGCAAGAUGCCUUGUUGUUUAUUUCGAAGUUGCAAAUCCCAAUCGUACGAUGUAACUAGCCCUGUUAAGCACACAUCGACGACUCCCCAAGUUAAUACAGUUACACCUACACCGUCACUACCUCUCGAAGUUGAACCCCCAAGUUCAACGGAGAGAAGAGUGGGCAUCAUUCCGAACAUUUCAUCCGCCGAAGUCGCAGUCGAAGUACAAAAGAAGAAACCAGAAGAUGUAGAAGUUAUAAAACAAGCAAUAGCCAAAAAUGAAUUUGUAAAUCAAAUUAUUACCGGAAAAAAAUUGGAUAAUGUGGUGGAUGCCAUGUACCUUGAAACUGUGGAAGCGAACAAAACCAUAAUGAAGAUUGGAGAUAACGGAGACAAAAUGUACAUCCUAAAUAAAGGACAAUUGAAAUUCAAAGGCAAAGACUUUGAGUUCGUCGAAAGCAAACAGAUUGUGUUCGGUGAACUGGCCAUCCUGUACAAGUCCGGCCGUUUGGCCACAGUCAAAGCCACGACAAAAUCGGAACUUUGGGUACUUGAAAGCUCGGUUUAUCACCAGAUUAUCAAAAGUUCGAAUAAAGCCGAGCACGAGGAAAGAAUUGAAUUUUUGAGACAAGUGCAUUCGUUGAAUUCAAUCGACGAUGAACUUUUGCACCAAGGUGCCGACCAUCUGGAAAGGGAAUUCUUCAAAACUGGCACUCCAAUCGUCAAACAGGGCGACCGUGGUGACAAGUUCUACAUUAUCAGCGCCGGAUCUGUUACCGUCUCCAAAGAUGGCCAAGGGGAGAUUUGCCAGAUGAAGAAAGGGCAAUCUUUCGGCGAGUUGGCGUUGCAAGGCGAGGAUUAUAGACAGGCGACGGUUACGGCCAAUUCACCUGGAGUUGAAUGUUUAACUUUGACCCGAGAACAUUUCCGCCUUUACUUCGUUCAGGCGGAAGGUCCACCAAAAGAAGAUCUCGGUACUUCUGCGGAGGAAUUCAGAAAUUUACAACUGGACGAUCUCAAAAUGGUGGCUACGUUGGGAAUUGGAGCUUUCGGAAGAGUCGAAUUGUGUAUAAAUAAGAAAAAUACGAAAGAAACAUUCGCCUUGAAGUACAUCAAGAAGCAGUACAUUGUUGAACAACAAUUGCAGGAACAUGUAUAUAACGAGAAGCUGUUACAAAUACCGUGCAGGUCCAUUUUUAUCGUGCGAUCGUAUCGCACUUUUAAGGAUAACAAAUACGUAUACUUUCUGAUGGAGCCUUGUUUGGGUGGUGACCUAUUUGCACUACUGCACAAACAGAAAAACAAACGUUUCCAAGAAAAAGAUGCAAAGUUCAUAGCUGGAUGUGUGUUGGAGGCUUUGGAUUAUCUACACUCGAGAAAAAUCAUUUACAGGGAUCUAAAACCAGAAAACUUAAUGAUCGACAAACAGGGCUAUAUAAAAUUGACUGAUUUCGGUUAUGCCAAAAAAAUGAGGGUGGGUAAGACUCAUACUUUUGCUGGUACCCCAGAAUACGUGGCGCCGGAAAUUCUCUUGGAGAAAGGUCACGACAAAGCUGUCGAUUAUUGGGCUUAUGGAGUGCUAGUUUAUGAAUUGCUAACAGGGAAAACACCCUUUGUAACCGAUGAUCAGAGUCACAUUAAAACUUACAACAAAAUACUAAGUGGUGUAGUUCAUUAUCCACCAUCAAUAGACAACAAAGCAAGAAACUUCAUUGAAAAAUUAUUAAAAUCUAUCGCCAAAGACAGAUUGGGCAUGCACAAAAAUGGUGCUGAUGACAUUAGGAAACAUAAUUGGUUUAACGGUUUUGAUUGGACGGAUCUGAAAAAUGGUAAAAUGCACUCUUCAUUUAAACCAAAACUGAAGAACGAUUUGGAUACCAGUGCAUUCGAAAAGUAUCCUAAAGAUAGGGACUUUCCUGACGUCGAAAUGUCCGGUUGGGACGAGAAAUUUUAAUUUAAAAUAAUGCUUUUAUAAGUAUAACUAAAUUUGAUAAAAUUAUACGUCAAUCUGUAUUUUAAUUUUAAUAAAUUUAUGAAGUGAA
Molecule: messenger RNA, 2124 nt
Organism: Aethina tumida (small hive beetle)
Lineage: Eukaryota; Metazoa; Arthropoda; Insecta; Coleoptera; Nitidulidae
Product: cGMP-dependent protein kinase 1-like
Exons: 9
Coding region: 108-2036 (642 amino acids)
Biological process (GO): protein phosphorylation
Molecular function (GO): cGMP-dependent protein kinase activity; ATP binding
Source: RefSeq, a predicted model, not a curated record